AUGCUUCGUGCUCGGAUUUAUGUACUUUUACUGUUGCUCAGCUCAAGUCAAGGGGAAUUUCAACAAUCUCCAAAGACUGAACUGACUCAGCCUGCCUAUGAGAGAGUUUUCAGUAGAAAGAAACGUGCAAUCAUUUUUCCACCAGGUUCAUUUCUAAAAUUUACCUGCAACUUUAGCAAAGGAUUAAUUUCAACAUAUCCGCGUGGUGUCAACUUCGUUCUGGAAGAAGCAGUCUACUUUCCCAUUCCCGGUAGCAGAGAUGAUCUAUAUCCGAAGCGUUUCUUGCCAAACACAACUCCAAAACCAAAACCAUCAGAAACGUUUGUCUAUAUACCUGGUACAGAUUGGCGUUUCAAGGCGGUGUCAUUGCCCAAAAAGAAACUACAAGUUCAAACACUGAAGACGCAUCGGAUUGAUGUGGACGGCUCUAACAAUCCAUAUAAAUGGCAGCAAUGGGCAAAAUAUGGUGAAAAAUGGGCAUCAACUGCCAAUAUGAAGUGGAGUAAUAAAAACAAGUGGUCGAAAUGGACAACACCUGCUCCAAGAUGGACAGCAGACUGGUCGAAUCAAUGGAAAAGAAAACCAAGCAGACCUCAAAAAUCUUCUCCAUCUGAUUCUAUACAUUAUCAUGGACAUCGUGAUCGCAGACAGUUGUUCGAUCACUUCAGUGGACUGAGUUCUCUUUUUGGUAUUGAUGUUAAGUCGUGUAUAUUGCGUACUAUAUGUGACUCAAAGCGCCUGCUAUUGCCUCCUGGCUACUCCAUGCUCCAUGAUAUGCUGCGCUUAGUUUUCACCAUGCCCAGAUUAGAUGGUCUGGACGAUGAUUAUACUCGUAUCAUGAGCAGGGAUGCCGAUCAAUGUGCCCAAGAACUGAAAACUAAAUGUAAUAUGAACCUAUUGAUCUGGUUAUUAAGUGGCAGAUUGAAAUAA
This is a messenger RNA of Drosophila nasuta, 930 nucleotides long. RefSeq lists its product as uncharacterized. NCBI's taxonomy places the organism in Eukaryota, Metazoa, Arthropoda, Insecta, Diptera, Drosophilidae. The record is from RefSeq and is a predicted model, not a curated record.